Molecule: messenger RNA, 2707 nt
Organism: Paramecium sonneborni
Lineage: Eukaryota; Ciliophora; Oligohymenophorea; Peniculida; Parameciidae
Source: the annotation of a GenBank genome assembly
AUGAUCUAUGAAAAAUGCUUGAUAAAAACUCUUGUUUUAUUCUGUACAAUGGGCUUACUUUUAUUUUUUAAAGGAUAUUUCAUAGAUCGUAGAUACUUAUUGGAUAGAAGUAAAGGAACGAUGAAACCAACAUAACCUGUAAUAUUAUUAGUAAUUGAUUCACUGCGUAUUGAUUUGGCUUUCAGUCAAAAUUUCACUUUCAUAAAAAAAAUGAGCAAAGAAAAACCUGAUUAAACCUUGUUUUUUUUAUCUUUAGCUGAAGUCCCAACUGUUACAGGGCCAAGAUUGUAAGCAAUGACAAGCGGAAAUUUUCCACCUUUAUCUAAAUUAUUAGACAAUUUUCAUGCUUCAAUAGUAUUUAUUAGUAAUUAUUUUUAUCAUAGAUUAAAGAAGACAAUUUACUUUUUUAAAUGAACAGAUUUAAUAAGAAAACAUUUUUUGUUGGAGAUGAUAUAUGGAUGGGACUCUAUCCUGAUUAAUUUACAGUCUAAUUUCCUAAAAAAUCAUCUAAUAUUAAUGAUUUAAGUUCAAUUGAUGAAUUCAUUUCUUUAAAAUUAAAUAAGAAUAUAAAUUAAGGAUAUGAUUUGAUUGUUGCACAUUUUCAAGGAUUAGAUCAUGCUGGACAUAAAAAUAAUAAAGUUUUGAAUAAUCAAGAUUUAGAAGAUCAAUUAGGUCACACCGAUGGAAUCAUAGCAUAAAUAUAUGAAAAAAUGUCAAAUGAUACUAUUUUAUUAAUUACAGGUGAUCAUGGAAUGGCAAAUGAUGGUAAUCAUGGUGGAAAUAGUACAGAAGAAACUAACACUUUAUUGUUUGCAAUAAAAAAAUAAGGGAAGUUUUAUCCAAAAUAUAUGGAAAGCAUUCCUUAAUUGAAAGAUAAUUACCAAUCAACUUUAGUCAAUUAGUCUCAAUAUAUUAGAAAAAUCAGUUAAAUUGAUUUAGUCCCUACUCUUGCCAUUCUAUUAGGCAUCCCCAUACCUUAUAGUAAUCUAGGAUAUCUUAUAAAUGAAUUCUUUAAUAGUGAGAAACAUUGCCUCGAUAAUCUCAAAUAAGUAAUGAACUUUGUUGAAACUAUUCAUAAUCGAUAAGGAAAAUUUACUUAUUCUUAAAAAAGUCAAUGGUAAAAUUAAUAUCAAAAUGUUAAGAAUUGUAAAGAUGCUUUAAUUCUUAUGAAUGAUAUUUAAGUUGUUGCUAGAAAAAUAUGGAAUGAAUAUAACUUUCCAUUACUUCAUUUAAGUUUUCUUUUAUAAUUCUUAAUAUUCAUCUUUUUCAUUUUUACUAUGAUUGUUCUUAAGUAAUCUUCUGAAAACGAUGAUCAUAUUAAAACUCAAGAAAUUAUUUCAGCUUUUAAACAUGCUCUAUAAGAUAAUCAAAAAUUAACUUUAUUUUUAGUAAUAUUGGCAGCUAUUUUAUUUUUUAUGUAUGAGAUAGAAAUACUAAUAACGAUAGUCCUCACAUUAAUCCUUUUUUAUUUUGAUUUUAUCUUAUUUAUUAAAAUAAAAAAGAAUCGUAUUCUAAGAUAAAAUUAAUAAUAAUGGAGUUUAAUUCAAUAACCAAUUUAAAAUCCUACUGAUUUCGAUAAGUUGAUUAAAAUAUCUCUCUAUUUAUUUUUUAUCUAUAAAAUUAUUCUCCAAGGUUAAUUAUUAUUGUCAAUUUAAGAACUACAGUUUGAAGAAAAUUACUUAUAUAAAGAAAUUAACAAACUUUUAAUGAUAAGUUCCAUUAUUUGCAUAUUGAAUUUAAUAUUUAGAUUAAUUAAUUAAUUAGAAAAUGAAUCGAUAUUUAGUAAAAUAAAAGAUACAAUUAUUUCAUGUGCAACUGCUAUGAUAAUUUAUUAUGCUUUAAAUUUUGAAUAAUUAUAUUAUUUAAAAAACGAAGGAUAUGAAUUUUUACUUUAAUUUAGAUAUUUGAUGUAUUUAUCUGUUAUAUUUUUGCAUGUUUGUCUAUUUAUGUAUCAGAAAGAGAGCCCAAUAUUGGAUAAAAUAUUAGCAUAAUUUGGUUUAGUCUUAAUUGACAUAUUUUACACUUAUCUAAAUGUUUUAUGUUAAGGAUAGCCAUACAGGGAAUUAGUUAUCUUACAUAUUCCUAAAAUUAUUUAUUUGAUUUCAUUUUACUAUUUUUUUUCAAAAGAUCCAAUAUUUUUGUUUUUAUCUUGCGUAGUAGUAUCAGAUACUAAUGGAUUAAUGAUAUAUUCAUGUGAAAUAUUGAUUUUUAUCCUUUUAUACUUUCAUUGGAAAAGUUUACUCAAAUUUUAAAUGAUUUCAUUUUUUGCAAUGUUAUCAUUAAUUUGUUAAAUUACAUGGUUUAUUUUUGGUAAUCUAUGUACAAUAUCAUCAAUAAAAUUAGAGAGAGCAUUUGUUGGUGUAUAGGAUUUUCAUUUAUGGUUAAAUCCUUUUAUAUUAGCAUUUUUUUUAUUGGGACCUUAUUUGGCUGGUUUAAUCUUCAUUCGAUAUAUAGGUCCAUAAUUGUGCAAAUAGGGAGAAUUAAUUGAUACAUAAGGUAAUAAUAUAAAUUUGAUAGGGAUAUAGUUAGAAAUUCAAAAAAUUUGUUUAAAUUAAUGUUCUUAUUUAAUUUUUAUAUUCAGAUAUAAUUUACUUAGAUUCACAGCUAUAAAAAUGCAGGAGGAUUGAUCGAUAUUUAAUUUAAGUACAUAUUUGAUGCAGUGACAUUUUUUACGGUGUGCUUGUUUAUGUUUUUGAUCUGAGUGAAU